Molecule: messenger RNA, 1716 nt
Organism: Closterium sp. Yama58-4
Lineage: Eukaryota; Viridiplantae; Streptophyta; Zygnematophyceae; Desmidiales; Closteriaceae
Source: the annotation of a GenBank genome assembly
AUGCACGUGCUGGAUUCGGGGAUGGCAUUGCACAUGCUUGAGAAUCACAUCGCGGUGCUAAGCAAGCCUGAGCGGCGUGAUGUUGAGAGGCGCAAGAAGACAACCAAGGGAGAGACCCCGAGUGUCAUCUUGCGACUCCCUGGAGGCAGCUCCUACUUCAUGAGCGGCGCGAACUAUGCCGCCUUUGAACACCGCAGCAUGAUGCAGGUCAUGCCCAUCCUGGUGGCGGACAAGUCAGCCCUGCGUUCGGGAAAGGAAGGCGAGUUGGUCGCACUGCGCGUGCGUGCCUUCCGGAUGUACGCCACCUUCUACAAGGCAUUUCUGGGGGUCAGCGCACACACGCAGGCCACGCUCGCAACCGCACGGGCCCACGCCAUCAAGUUGGUGGAGAUCCUGCCACAGGCAUACCCGGACCACGCAUCGCAUUGGCGCUUUCCCAAGAUCCACCUGAUUGUCCACUUGAUGGACAAUGUGAUCUGGCGCGGCAUGCCGCACCACUACAGCACGGAGAUGUGGGAGCAUACCCACAAGGGGAUGGUCAAGAACCCCGUCAGGGGCGGCAACUGGAAGGACAUCCCCAGACGCAUCGUGGAGGAGGAGGUGCAGAGGGAGAUCUGCAGGGAGGUGGCACAGGACGCGGGUGGUGGGCGACAGUAUGCGACAGCGCUGCGCGAGGUGAGCCUAUUUGGUGCAGAUCCCAUCGCCGUGGAGACGAUGAAACCCGUGCUCACGAGGAAGGGUCGCACAAUGCGGCCGGCGGAGGAGGGCGACGCUGUGAUGGGAACCUACCGCACGGCACUGGGCCACCUCAUGGAUGCGCUGCCGGGGAGCAUGGUGGCUGCAUCCAUCACGGCAUCCGCGGUCGUGGUGAAUACGCGUCCUGUUGUUGCCCAUACCGCGGUGGCGAUUCCACGCACCAAAGGAGGAGCUCUGGUCUCCAAGGGCGCGUUCGUCAAGGCAAGCCCCAAAGAGAAGUGGUUCACGGACUUUGCAGUGAAGUCUCCCAAGAAGGAGGAGUGGUAUGCCAAGGCGCUGUGCAUCUUCAAGGCUGAGACCGCAGAGGGCGACCGGAAGGGGUUUGUGUACGUGCGGUGGUAUGAGAGGGCAGGCAUUUGCCCUCUCACCACCUGCGUGCAGCUGACCCCGUCGCGCAAGGAUACAAGGCACGCAGUGAUUGCUGUGGAGAGCAUUGAGCGCGUUGUGCACAUUUGUCGCUCGUUCAGCAACCCCGCGGUGUUGCUGCUGAACAAGUUCUUGCUGUCAGCAGCAGCAGCAGCAGCAGCAGCAGCAGCAGCAGCAGCAGCAGCAGCAGCAACAGCAGCAGCAGCAGCAGCAGCAGCAGCAGCAGCAGCAGCAGCAGCAGCAGCAGCAGCAGCAGCAGCAGCAGCAGCAGCAGCAGCAGCAACAGCAGCGGCAGCAGCAGCAGCAGCAGCAGCUGCAGCAGCAGCAGCAGCAGCAGCAGCAGCAGCAGCAGCAGCAACAGCAGCAGCAGCAGCCGCAGCAGCAGCAGCAGCAACAGCAGCAGCAGCCGCAGCAGCAGCAAGGGCAGCACCAGCAGCGGCAGCAGCAGCAGCCGCAGCAGCCACAACAGCAACAGCAGCCGCAGCAGCAGCAGGGGUUCCAGCAGCACCAGCAGCAGCAGCAGCAGCAGCGGCACAGGGCAAUUGCCUGCUCCUCACCCUUCCUCCUCCCUCGCAUGCACACCCGCUCCCUUGA